AAUGUCUGAAGAAUCAAUUGUUGACAGUACAGAAAAUGAAGUUAUGGCUGAAGAAGUUUCUGAAGAAAAUCAAGAGCCUAAGUUGUAUAAUCAUGUAUUGACGGAAGAGCAGAAACAACGUAUAAUAAAAUGCGUUACUUGGGACGAUAAAGUUGUUGAGGUUGAGUGGUAUUUGAUGAUGCAAUGCGGGGCUUUUGUUUUGCUUUGGGAAAGUUUGAAUCUUGAAGAUGCUGCCAAUCCAGAAGCUUUGGAUAAUUUUAAUUUCCCGCUCAAUGAAAUUACUGAAGAAUGUUUUGUUAAAGUUGUGGAAUGGUUGAGGAAUCACCAAGGUUUAGGCCCGAUCGAAAUUAAACACGACCAUAUCACUGGCGAGAUUUUUCAGCGCAAAUGGUUUACUUUAACUGAAUGGGAGAAGAACUUUUUCGAGAUUGAUUUUGAAUUUUUGAAGGAGAUUUACUUGGCUUCUAAUUUUUUGGAUAUUAAAUCCCUCUACUAUUAUUGUGCUCAAGAAGCGGCACGUUGUAUUAUGGAUAAAAGUGCUCAAGAAAUACGUGAUAUGUUGGGGUUGCCGGACGACUUAACAGAUGAGGAGAAGGCCGCUAUUGCAAGGGAGUAUGAAUAUCGUGAAGAGGGUAGUACACCACCGCCACCACCAGCAGCAGGGGAGGUUAUAGAUGAGUCUAAUUUGGUCGGAACUUCCUCUUCCUUUCUUCCAAAGAGUUCUUCCUCUUCUUCUUCUCAAGUUUAUGCAAAUAUUAAUGGAAGUGAAGUGACCUUAGAAUUUAAUGGUGAAAGUAGUGCUAAUAAUAAUAAAAAGGAUGAAGGUGGUGAUAAACCUGGGCCAUCCUCUUCUUAA
This is a messenger RNA of Meloidogyne enterolobii, 856 nucleotides long. The record is from the annotation of a GenBank genome assembly. NCBI's taxonomy places the organism in Eukaryota, Metazoa, Nematoda, Chromadorea, Rhabditida, Meloidogynidae.